AUGGGCCCCUGUACCGCCUCCUCAUGCUGCUGCCAGGCCCCUAAUCUGCCAUGGGCCCCUGUACCGCCUCCUCAUGCUGCUGCCAGGCCCCUAAUCUGCCAUGGGCCCCUAUAUACCGCCUCCUCAUGCUGCUGCCAGGUCCAGAGUCUCUCAUGGGUCCCUGUACGGCCUCCCAUUGCUGCUGUCUCCAUCGCCACACUCUGCCAUGUGCCACUUUCAGGUCUCCUCACACUGCUGGUGUGUUCCAUUUUUUGUCAUAGGGUGCUGGCAGAUUACGGGCCUCCCAUAGCUGCUGCCAGGCCCCUAAUCUGCCAUGGGCCCCUGUACCGCCUCCUCAUGCUGCUGCCAGGUCCAGGUCCUCAUGGGUCCAGCUGCUGUCUCCAUCGCCACACUCUGCCAUGUGCCACU
This is a messenger RNA of Staurois parvus, 408 nucleotides long. The record is from the annotation of a GenBank genome assembly. NCBI's taxonomy places the organism in Eukaryota, Metazoa, Chordata, Amphibia, Anura, Ranidae.